AACGAGCAGGAGUCCGGCCGGGAAAACAGGAGCCGGACUCGCAACUCGCUCACCGUAAGCGGAGGGCUGAGACCCUUUCCUUGCGCUGGUGCGACUGUGCCUCGCUUUCCUACCAGCAAAGCCUGUGAGUUUGGGAGAAUUCAGCAAGUCCUUACUUGUGGGAGCUUGCAGACAGCACCGCAGAAACGCCUCUAAGUAAAGAAGGCUGUGACCUGUGUACGUCCGUCUUCCUAAAAUGGCUCUGAAAUGGAGCCGAUGCCUCCCCUUUUUCCAGCAGCAACCUCUGGAAAUGAUUCUACUAUGAAACACUGCCUCUGAGAUGAUUUCUGUAUGCUUCAUUCGGGAAAAAAAAAUCGGAUAAUAAUUUACAAAUCACAAGUGCAAGGGAGAAAUAGGUAGAUGUUGUGGUCUUUUUUUCCUGCUUGGACUUAGGAACUCUGAAUGAAGUCCUCCCAGUAAUGAGCUUAGCUUGAAAUGAAGCGGAUCUGCGCUUUGAGAGAGGUUCUGGAGCGUGAACUGAGAGUGCCUAGUUUGUGCUGUUCUCAUGCAAACAGCAAUUCCAGGAAGAUGUUUUCCUUCAUUAAGGAAAAUACUCGAAGACAGUAAGGCUAUGCCAUGAGAACUGAAUUAAAUAACACUGGAAGCAGAAACCUAACAUGGAUCACUUGCCUUUUUUCCCCCCCCCACUAUUGCAGAUGUUUCUAAGAUAUAAAUACCUGAACCGUGUUCCUUUUUUUUUGUUAAAAACGUCUGCUUUUUUAUAUUAUUUGCAGUGUUGCUGAAUUUUAGUCAUCCUGGAUGACUAAAAUCAUCACUGGAUUAUACACACAAUCUACCACCUCCACUUUUAAAAUAACUGAUUCUUUUUAAAAUAUACCUUAUAGGCAUUUUCAGAAAAGAGAAGAUGCAGCAUAUGCAGACAUUGUUCCCAGCUGAAUGACUGUGUCAGAGAAUUAAAACAAAGUAUAACUGAAGUUGUCUCCUAUCACUAAGGUAUUGCUGAAAUCCUAAUGAACCGACCCCACGCAAGAAAUUCAUUGGGAAAAGUAUUUGUAAAUGAACUGUUCAGUGCUCUGGAACAUCUCCGCUUCGACGAGAAGGUUCGUGUGGUGGUGUUCAAAAGUGAAGUUAAAGGUGUAUUUUGUGCUGGUGCAGACUUAAAGGAACGCGAAAAGAUGGAUGAUGCAGAAGUCGGGCUCUUUGUUAAAAGGCUGAGAAAUCUCAUGGAUGAAAUAGCUGCACUGCCUGUACCCACAAUUGCUGCAAUAGAUGGCUACGCUUUGGGUGGGGGACUGGAACUGGCGUUGGCUUGUGACCUUCGAGUAGCAGCUUCAUCAGCUAAAAUGGGCCUCAUUGAGACCACAAGAGGGCUUCUUCCUGGAGCAGGUGGAACCCAGCGCUUGCCCAGAUGUGUUGGAGUAGGUCUUGCAAAGGAACUCAUUUUCACGGGUAGACAGAUUGAUGGACAAGAGGCCUUCUCAAUGGGAUUAGUAAACCACACAGUGCAACAGAACGAUGAGGGAGAUGCAGCUUACCAGAGAGCAUUAACUUUGGCUAAAGAAAUCCUUCCUCAGGCUCCAAUUGCUGUGAAAAUGGGAAAAUUGGCAAUAAACAGAGGAAUAGAGGUUGACAUCGCAUCAGGGAUGGCUAUCGAGGGGAUGUGUUAUGCCCAGAAUAUUCCCACACGAGACCGUCAGGAAGGGAUGGCUGCCUUCAGGGAGAAAAGACCACCUCGGUUUAUUGGCAAAUAACGCUUCCUAGCUUCCCCUUGUUUUUUUUGAAGGUAGCUUGGGCGUGAAGAGGAGCCACUAAUUUUUUUGGAAUUAUUUUUAUGACUGCAUACAUACUUAGCUCUUUACCAUGGACUACAUUUCUGAAUACUCCACUGGAUCUCUUGUUGUUGCAAGGAUUCCCAAAUAAAAGAGAUUUAACUUUGUAAAGCUGAUCUUUUUAGAGAGGGUACAAAUCUUUUCUUUCCUUGUUGUUCUGAAUCCAGAACAAAUUGACAAUAGAGAAAUAGGUCCAGCACAAAAUGAACAAAUAGUCUCAGUUCACUAACUGAUCAUUAACUCCGAGACUGGACUGUCCAGAAGGGCCCUCAAGCUACAGGUAGACCUGAUUCAUCUAGCUUCUGUCCUAGUUCUCAUGCCUGUCACUUAAUUCUCCUCCUGUGGUUUGCUAGAUGGCAGCACAAGAAUGUGUAUGUGGGGAGGAGCAGGGUUGCUAUUUUCAGGGGCAGCACAGACUUAUGCCAGCCGGGACAAUGUAACCUGAUGGAUUGUUUCCAGGCAGCCAGCGCUGACAAAUGCUGGAUUACAAACAGCCGUCUGGUGUUUGCUGCAAAUGAAAGAAUUUAGAAUUCUAUUUCUAAACUUCUACCUAACAGUGCAGAGAGGUAGCUGGAGUCUAAACAUCUGAACCCAACUUCCUCAAGAAACCGGGGCUGAAAUUUUAGGAACCUAAAGGAUGCACUAGCAGUGCCUUUCUCCGUGUCAGCAACAGUAAAUUUGCAGGCAUGGCCUUCUUAAGACGAGAUCCUGCAAGCAACACAGUACGAGAUAUUGCCAUAACAGCUUGUGAACGAUUACAGCAGCCACAUAUGUGAUUGUACUUGCACCUAUUCAUUUAGUAUGGCUUGUGACAGGUUUAGGUCUUCCAUAGUACAAUGUAUAUGAAUCUAUGCUAUCUAGUAUCUCAGCAGUUAUUACCUGGGCAUCAGGAUCACUCUGGACAUUUUCUUUGAUGUUACGUAAAUAUGGCAGUCCACCUCCUUCAGUUAACGUGCUGGCAGCUGAAGUACAAAGGAAAAGUUUAUCUUCAGGAAACUUGCUGAGAUGGCAGAAGAAAACAAAUACAAAAACAAAAAACUGGGUCAGAAGAAGGCUAUAGGAGAAGUGGUUGGGAAUUUUCUUCCCUCACAGUUUAUCACUGAGCAGCUCUGCUGGGAUAGAAGAAUAAGCAGCAAAACUCAGGGGAGCAAAACCAAUGCAGCAGGCAUUCUAAUUCACUCAUAACUUUGUACACAUCUCAGCCAUGGGACUUUAUUAUAAAGAAAGAUUAUAAACUGAUUCCUUGAGUUCAUAAAUGAUUCUUAGAAUGGAACACAGAAGUGUCAAAAGAAACAGACUAUAAAGCAAUCAUGGACUGGUGACAUAGAUAAAAUCCUCAUUUUUAAAUUACAUGAAAGCUUUUUGUUGGUGCUGUGGGGAACCCAACUUUUCUAGCUGCCCGUAAACUAUUACAGCCUUACUCACAGUAAAUAUCUUAGAUCCUAAACGCACUUUAAAAACAAAAUCCUUUAAGUUGGAUCUAGAACAACGGCGUUUUGUUGGGUUGGCUGAAAUGUCAGCAGCUAAAGAAAUUGCAGUCUAGACCAGCAGUCUGUCCUGAACUGAGAUUAUAGUUUAAUUCUUGAUUAUGUAUAAUACAGGGAAAACGUUUGAGAUACGAAACAUCACAGCUACUGAUUCUAAAGCAACUGUUUUACAAUGAAAUCCUGCUGUCUGAAGUAAUCAGUCAGCUACUUGAUGGGCAAUGAAGGUUCCCCAUGGGGAAAGAAAAGUCUUUCAAGGAAAGCGUUCCACCUCUCACUACAAAACUUCUGCAAGUCAGCAGUCAAGGCUCUCAAACAGAUGUCAAGUAAAGUGUAAGGAUAAGCUUUGACUUGUCAUAUGCACAUUUGAAAAAUCAAAAAGCUAAAAAGGAUUACUAAACACUAGGUCAGCUUAGUGUUAAUAAUAUGCUUUAAUUGUUCCCAUCCUUGAUGGGAAUUUAUCCUAGUAGCUAAAGUAUUAUAAAAGUCAUUCAGAGGACAACCUUCUAAGAACCAGGCCUCAGAGAGCAAGGACUGGACCUACAAACAUGCUACAUCUCAACGUGAAUAGGAAAAGAGUGCUAGGAAGAGAAACCUAUCUCAUGAUUUACCAAGAGAUAAAACCUUUCUAAGACAGUCCGCUGUUACUCUGCCAGGUAAUCUGUCCGACAGAACAAGCAGAAUUAGCAGAGCAGUGGUCUUUCAUCCCUAUGAUUGUUACGAACAGAGGAAAACAGAAUCAUCGCUCCAGUCAACUAAACUUACAUCCGUUUGGUGUCAGCAGCUGACAACUCACAAAACACGUGUGCCCACACGUGCAUACGUGGCCUCUGGCUCAGACUCGCCUGCUGUUUCAGGAUCGUGCAUUAUCCCUGGGGCACAGGGACUGAUCUGCAGGCAGCCAGAACGACCCUGCUUUCCACUGGGAACCAAAAAAACCAGUCCGGGGCAGCGUCCCACAGCCACAGCCCCCACCCUCCUUCUCCCCCACCAGCACCAUGGCCACCCUGGCAGGCAGUAGCAGCACUGCUCUACUGGUGAGAGCGGGGAGAAACGGUGCAGUCCAGAUCCACUUUUCUGGAGCAAAAGUGCAACAGAUCAGAACGAAGCUGCUGGCCCGACUGCAGCACCCACCCCGGCCGCUGUCUAUCUGACCAACCCUGGCUGCAGCUGCUGGGGCAGUCCCACUUCCAUCCUUUGCAGAAAUACGUGCCACCUCUCAGCACCUGUGCACAUUUUCAAACAUUUCAACAAAUAUGGAACCUUCUCUUCCCAGCAAGCAUUUCCCUUUGGAGCCUGACUAGAAGCUGAAGUUAUUUUCUCUGUAUUAGAAGCUCUUUCCCCAGCACUGCAGGCUUAGGUGGUACCGUCCCUUCCUUUGCAGGCCUGCACCCAUACAGCAAGUGAAGCACCAGAGCUGGAGAAAUGCAUUUUUAGUAAAUGAACUAGGUUAUCAAAAGAUGCUUAUGAAAUAUAACUUAACCACACUGGAAUGGGCAGUCACUUCAUACCGUGUUAAGCCUUUAGGCGAAAGCCAAGUACACUAGUCCACCGAGUUAAUUCAACUGCAAGUAAGAUAAGGCAGUUGGAGUAACUUCAGCAGUUUAUGCAUUUACAAGAAGUUUCUUAUAUAAAAGGCUGCAGAGGUAAAGCAGAGACAUGUAAGAUCUUUGGCCUUCAUAAAAAGAUGACAAAUGCAGCUAGAGAAAUACCAAAUACAGAGUUUUAAAACUGCUUCCACAAGCGUUCUACCCUGGCAGGGACUACUGUAACGGCAGACGUGAGUAAACUGUGUUAUCUCACUACAUGUGCACCUUGUAGCCCCGUUCAUACUUUUCAGCUUAAAAGAAUUCUGCUCGCUGUCUGUUGGCCCAGAGUACAUGGGAACAAAACAAGAAGGGUAUGAAAAAAAAAAAAAA
Messenger RNA from Struthio camelus australis, 5232 nucleotides. The record is from RefSeq and is a predicted model, not a curated record. Lineage: Eukaryota; Metazoa; Chordata; Aves; Struthioniformes; Struthionidae.